CAAGCAUAUGAUGCUUCAGAUUGAUGUAGGCAUCGAGUCUUAGAUCAGCUUAAGCGGCGUAUUAAUGGGAAAAUGAAGUUCUCUGCUACGAUUACUUUUCUCUUAAUGUUCGUACUUCAUAACGGAUAUAAAGCAAAAUGCGAAAUUGCUACAACAGGCAGUUUCUUUCAGAAAGUUGAAAAUGCAGAUGAAAAGCAACUAAAGAGCGAUGAAGUUUUCCUAACACCUCAGAUCUUCAAUUGCGAACGAAAAAAUACUUGUUUUCGUGUUGUUAGAGAGAAGACAAGUCAUAAUACAUACAGCAAUGCAGAGGAAAAAUCACUAGAAGGGCAUAGUUCUUAUGGUGAAUGGCAAAAGGUUACGGUGUUCAAAGACUGCAGGGACCUGUACGACAAUGGCAAAAGAGAAAGUGGCGUCUAUAACGUAACCAGACCAAACAAGCAAGUAUUGAAGGUUUACUGUGAUAUGGAAACAGACGGCGGAGGUUGGACUGUGAUACAGCGCCGUAAUGAUGGCUCAACCGACUUCAACCGUGGCUGGUCUGAUUACAAACAUGGAUUUGGCGAUGUUGAGAAAAAUAUGUGGAUCGGCUUAGAGAACAUGCACUCUCUUGCUGGUCUUAACUCUAACACAACUCUUCGCAUAGAACUAAAGCAUCGACUUAAAGGCGACGAGCUAUUCUUCGCAAAGUAUGGCAGCUUUAAGAUUGGCAACGAGACUGAUGGAUACCGUAUUAGAGUUUCUGGAUAUUCUGGGACAGCUGGUGAUGCUUUUAAAAUUCAAAAUGCUCAUUCAAUAACGAAAAAUAAUGGGAUGGAAUUCUCUACAAAGAACCGCGACAAUGAUCUUUCAAGUGAUAAUUGUGCAGAGAAAUAUAACGGUGGCUGGUGGUAUAACGCAUGUCACAGCUGUCAGCUUAAUGGGUUAUUACCGAGUACAGAUACAAACAGUCCUGGUUAUAUGUCAUGGAUAACCAUUGAUGGUAGCUAUGGCAGCAUCAAAUUUUCUGAAAUGAAGAUUAGACAUAACUGAACAGCGUCUUACGUUUGACUAUAGAAGCAACUUUAUUUGUGUACUUUUUCUUGGGGCAAUUGCGAUGAUAACUGAUAAUGUGUAACGGGAACAAAAAUAUUAAACAAUCUUCAGCAAAAUAAAUUUUACAUUUUUGAUGCGUAAAGGAAGCUUCUUGUGUCUUUUGUUGCUAUGUACACAAUUUAAUGCUGAGUAUGUACACGAAAUGAAUUUUUCGAUUGAAACGCUUAUACCCUUAUAAUUACCGCCCCUAAUUCCUUUACUUUUAUUUAUGAGAUUCAGUCAGAUCCAUUAUACUAGACAUAUCAAUUCAGGUACAUAUUUUCUAUCAAUCCAGUGUACCAUAUAAAGAUAUUUAUAUUGGUUAAAAAAGUCAAGACUGACAGGAGACUUCUACUCCACAACAAAGCUGUUACAAAGUAUUAUCAGUAACCCUAGCAGUGACGUCAUUGUAUGUCCAAAUUUACUAAUAAAAAUUGGAUAAUUGUCAAAACGAAUGUGCAGUGUACUUGUAAAAUACUUGAUACUGUGGUAAAAAUAUAAUAAAAAGGGCUGAAUAGUGUUGCAAAUACAGUGCAAAAAUUUAAGAUCAGGAAAAUAUUGAGAGGAAGCGCAAUUUCUUCCAAAAAAACAAUAUACAUCAAUAUUUUCAUGCUACUUUAUAUACGAUCGUUAUGAACAGUGGUGUAGCAAGAAAGCGGACGCCUCCCUCAAAUAGCAAAACAUAUCUUUGAUAAAGGGCGUGUUCUGGCGUUUAAGAGGGGUGUAUACCCCCAAUAUUCCCUGACCCAACUCGCCUUUGCCCCAAUCUUACAAUCCUGGCUACGCUACUGGUUAUGUACACUCUGAAUAUAUCUAUGAUACAGACAUUAUUUUAAAAUUUCAGUGAUGUACAUAAGAAUGGUUUUUUAAAAAAGAGAUCUAAUUUUGAUGUUAAUCUAGAAAUAUUGAUGUUAAACCUUUGCACAUGACUGCAUUGUGUAUCUAUAGGGAUACAGAUUCUAGGCGAUGAAGUACAUAUUGUAAUGAUUUCUCCUCCGUUCAAUAAAAAGAUAAAAUCUCAAGAAAGUAAGCAGGCUAGCUUAUAUCCUAACAUAAAGCAUGCGAGACUUUUGAAUAGGUUUAUCUGGCCUUUAUGUAAAAAGUGUAGUGACUGACUUAAGUGUAGAAACCUUCUUGUUGAAAUGUUUCUAAGAGAAAGACGAAUCGCUAAACUUGUCUUUACCUUUCUGGCAGUUUCACAAACAAGCUUCACCUUUGUUUUGAAAUCUAGUUUAACUAGUCUUUACGUCUUUAUGUUUAAUUUCAUUGUUUAUCAAUGAUGUUGGUUGUUGCUUUUUUGCAAUUAAUGGUAUUUACUUUAUUGUAGCUCAAAGUUCUAAAAAGAUUCGAGAUUUUUCAAGGCCUAGAAACCAUUUCAUUAUAACUAAGGAUAUUAACAUAGGUCACUUGAUAAGUAGGCCACUUAUGUUUGAGAUCUUCCGAUGAUUGUUGUACUGGAAAGCCUCGUCCGUUUUCUCUUGUCUUUUCUGCUAGAUAGUCAAAAAAGGUGAAACUCUUUUUUACAUCUACAUUGCGGUCAGUUGAGAAGAUGAUAAUGACCAUCUUUUGGUCAUGAAAUGAUAAAACGGAGGCAAAUUUAACGACAAUUUAUGAAAUAUUUUUUUAAUACAAUAUAGAUAUAAUUUUUUCUACGCCAUUGAACAUCUGACGCAAUGAAAGCUUUUUGUCUUAUUUUAUGCACCCUAUGUUCACCCUCAUGGUUACACAGAUUGUAAAUUUUUUUCUGAGGUUUUUUUGGGGCGCCAACAGCCAUAAUCUGUGCAAAAUGAAUGGAUAAGUCAAUGAACGUAAAAGAGGU
Molecule: messenger RNA, 2893 nt
Organism: Rhopilema esculentum
Lineage: Eukaryota; Metazoa; Cnidaria; Scyphozoa; Rhizostomeae; Rhizostomatidae
Product: ryncolin-1
Biological process (GO): blood coagulation; blood coagulation, common pathway; positive regulation of heterotypic cell-cell adhesion
Cellular component (GO): fibrinogen complex
Molecular function (GO): extracellular matrix structural constituent; protein-macromolecule adaptor activity
Source: RefSeq, a predicted model, not a curated record